GAACCGUUGAAUUCUCCCCACCACAGUUCUCAUCUUUGUGCCUUUCUCAUCAUCACCACAGUCAUGGCUCAUGUCGCCCGUGCCAUGGAUGUGGAUGAGACGAACCCGUUCGACAGUUUGCCGCUGUUCCAUGACGUCUUCUUUACCAUCGUUCCAUCUCCGGAUUUCAGCGAGGAUGCUCGUCUUAAGGCCGAGCGCAGUCUCAAGGACAACGGCGCACAGUUGAUUCCGUUCAACGCGUCUACAAAUACUGUCGAGCCUCUGAACGAAAUCACGCAUAUCAUCGCGGCAACGUCCGACUUUCCCCAAUACGACGACGCGCUUGAUCGCUACAUUCAUGUCGUGAAGCCUUCGUGGAUCAAACACAGCCUCGACAAGGGCAAGCAGAGCAAUCCUCGCCAAUUCAGCCCCGACCCAAAGCUAAUUAUGAGCGACGUGGUCAUGUGCUGCGCAGAUAUUCCGGAGGGAGACAAGGAAGCGAUUGCUGGUGGAUGUCUGGCCAUGGGCGGCCUCUUUUCAGAGAACUUGUCCAAGCUGACCACGCACUUGAUUGCACUAUCAAUAGACGACGAACGCUGCCAGAGGGCUGUGCUGAAAAAUUUGAGUUGCAAGAUUGUUCUUCCACACUGGUUUGACGAUUGCCUGAGGCUUGGCAAGCGCAUAUCGGAGACGCCGUAUCUGCUUCCCAAUCCGGAGGUUCUACGUAAACAGGAGAAACCUCCUGCUCAGCGCAUCAGCCGCGAUGUCGUUGGAGCGGCGUCUCCACAUCCCAUUAAUCAAUUACCUUCCCCUUCUCCUAGCAGCGAUGGGCCUCGCCAAUUAGAUGUGUUUCAUAAGAAGAGUGUCAUGCUCUCGAGUGACUUGGGACUUGGUCCUGAGCUGCAGAAGACCCUGUCAGAUCUGAUCUCGUCUGGCGGUGGUGCCGUCGCCAACAAGAUUGAAAUGGCAGAUACAUACGUGUGUCGAUACCGUGAAGGUGACGACUACGUCUACGCCAGUCAACACGGCAUGGAUGUCGGAAAUCUUGCGUGGCUGUACUUUUUGAUUACGACCAACCGCUGGACUUCCCCGUUGAGAAGGCUGUUGCACUAUCCUGUUCCACGCAACGGCGUCCCAGGCUUUGAGAAGUAUAUUAUUAGUGUCUCGAACUACUCUGGAGAAGCUCGUGCAUAUCUUGAAAAUCUUGUCAAAGCUUGUGGAGCCGAAUUCACCAAGACCAUGCACCAGAACAAUACACACCUUAUCACAGCCCAUGAAAAGAGUGAGAAAUGUGAGGCAGCCAAGGAUUGGAACAUCAACGUUAUAAAUCAUUUGUGGAUUGAAGAAAGCUAUGCCAGAUAUCAAGUGCAGAGCCUAUCAGUCAAGCGAUACACGCAUUUUCCGGAGCGCAUUAAUCUUGGCGAGGUAAUUGGUCAGACACAAUUGGACCGUACUGUACUUGAGAAAAAUUUUUAUCCACGGCCCAAGCAAACGCGGAAAAGAGCUCAAGAAUCGGAUGAUGAAGUUGAGCAACGUGUGAAUAAUCAAAAUCGAACAAGUGCAAGGAAGAGUAAGCGCGGAGACAACGAUGCCCAAUCAACACCAGUCCUGCCCAAGUUCAUCGAUCCCGGCAAAGAGAAUAUGACUCCUUGCUCACGUGGUGCAAACGGUCCUGCAAAGUCUAAUCUUCACGAGUUGGCCGCUGAUGUGGCUCCAUAUGACAAAAAAAAGAAGCGCAAGGAUGGUGUCAGGAAUAGCCACGAACGACGUUCAAGCAUGGACGAGAUCACCACUCCUUACAAGCAAGGCUCAAUCAACGGCACGACUCCAGCGUCUAGAGGUGCAAAGGAUAAAGCUAUGUCCAGGAUUCAUGAAAAUGCUGCUGAUAUUGCGCAGUAUGAGCGAGAAAAGAAGCGAAAAGGAGGCGUAAUCCAUGGUAAGGAGCGUCGAAGUCUUGAUACGGAGGAACUUGCACCUCGUGGCAAAAAGCGACAAUCAACAGAACUCGAGGAUGAGGCUGCCACAUCGGACGGUGGAGAAUCCUGUACGAUUGCGCGUGUGGGCAAGCGUGCAAAGUCUGAACAAGUGACUUAUAAGUUGGUGCUGACGAGCUAUACGCGCUGGCAAGAAAAUCCCAAGGCCGAGGCUAGCGAAAGGAAUAUUUUACGCAAUCUAGGUAUUCACCUUACCGAUGAUACAUCAAAGGCUGAUAUUCUCUGUGCGCCGAAAAUUUUGCGCACCCCAAAAUUCGUAUGCUCGAUAGCCAAUGCGCCUUAUGUGGUAUCUUCGUCGUUUCUGGAUUAUUGCAUCAAGAACAAAAAGGUGCCAGAUCCCGAGCAGUACCUCCUUCAGGAUCGAGAAACUGAGGACCGCCUUGGCUUUAGACUCGCUGAUGCCCUGGAGCGAGCAGAAGCCAAUAAGCACAAACUACUCGAUACAUGGCAGAUCUUCUGUACCGAGCAGGUUCGUGGCGGGUUCGAAACGUUUAAACAAAUUAUCGAAGCGAACGGCGGGGCAUGUUUGAGAUAUCAGGGUCGCACGCAGAUGCAGGUUAGGAAGCGUAAGGACGUGGAGAGCCAAGAAGAAACCAAGGAGACACUAUACAUGCUGAGCGGGGAGAGUCCGGUAGAGCGAGCAUUGUGGCCUAAAUUCAGACUGAUGGCGGAGAAGGCGGAUAUGAUACCGGUCAUUUGCAAGCCAGACUGGCUUUUGAACCUUGCAAUGAGCCAGGAGAUUUUAUGGGACGACAAAUGGGAGCUCGGAGAUGAAGGUACAUGACUUAUGCAUGAGGCUCAGUUAUGAUUUGAGGCCAAACUCGAUAGGUUCGGCAAUUUAUUUUUUCGUCGUGGGUCGGACCGCCUGAGCAAUGAGAUGGCCCUUCGUGUCCUGCCUAAGUUUAUCUAAUGCAGC
Verruconis gallopava is the source of this 2889-nucleotide messenger RNA. RefSeq lists its product as uncharacterized. The coding region runs from base 64 to 2757 and encodes 897 amino acids. Gene Ontology annotation, cellular component: nucleus; Cul8-RING ubiquitin ligase complex. Gene Ontology annotation, biological process: double-strand break repair; DNA double-strand break attachment to nuclear envelope. The transcript is spliced from 5 exons. The record is from RefSeq and is a predicted model, not a curated record. NCBI's taxonomy places the organism in Eukaryota, Fungi, Ascomycota, Dothideomycetes, Venturiales, Sympoventuriaceae.